Molecule: messenger RNA, 6280 nt
Organism: Bemisia tabaci
Lineage: Eukaryota; Metazoa; Arthropoda; Insecta; Hemiptera; Aleyrodidae
Product: pseudouridylate synthase RPUSD2
Biological process (GO): enzyme-directed rRNA pseudouridine synthesis
Molecular function (GO): pseudouridine synthase activity; RNA binding
Source: RefSeq, a predicted model, not a curated record
AAUCGUAAACAACGCGGUCUGUUCGCGGGUUGUGGUGUGCUUUUAACAGUUUCAACGAAUUAAUUUUCUGUUUUAUUACAUUAUAUUUAAGUAAAAAUUAAUAUCCGGAAGUGAUUCAUCUUUUUGCGGAGGUAUUCAUCCUCCCAGGUGUCAUUUUUUCUUGAAAGAGCGCUGAUGUUUUGAAGACCUGCAAUCACAGACAAUCUAUGUUGGUCAAAUCUUUGGGCUCCUUCAACAGGAUAUAUAAACACUUUAAAAGGUGUAAUAUCAAGGAUAGAACAUCGUGUGCAAGUUAUCUGCUGUACUCCAAAACAAAAUAUCUUAUUGAAAGUAACGCAACUUUUUCAAUGGCUAGUCAAGAAGACCCUGUCAAUAUUAAGACAGAAGACCCUGUCAACAUUAAUACAGAAGACCCUGUCAACAAUAAGACAGAAGACCCUGUCAAUAUUAAGACAGGCGAUCCAACUGUCGAAAUGAAUGUUGAUGUCCCAGCAACACUUCCAAGUAAUGGAAGUCGUUCACCCAGUCCAAGCGGUAAAAUUAAAAAGCAAAAAAAUUUUGGAAAUUCAAACAAAAUGAAGAAACACACCCAUGAGAGAGAUAUUUCCGUCCAGCAUUUUUCAACUGAUGACAUGAUAAAAAUAUCCCUGGUAAUGUUCAGUGAUUUUAUUGCAAGUCACACUCAGAAGGCAAUUGAAAAGCCUCAAGCAGAAAACGCAGAGGAACCUGGCGAAAAGAAGCACGUUGAGGUGCAGUGCUCCGAAAAUUGGGGGGACUCCAUGUUUGUGUACGACGUUCCUCAAGAUGAAUCCACGCUCGAAAGUGACGGACCUGUAACCAAAAAUGAGUCUGGUGAAGCUGGGAAUACAUCGGCUGCUCAUGAUGGCGACCCCACAGGAGAUCAGGUCGGCGACAAAGAUGUAGCUGUGCAGCCUGUUUGCGACAAACGGAAAGCAACCGAAGAUCCAGAAAAUAAGGAGCUGAAAAGGGCUAAAUUAGAAACCAAGGCUUUAAAAGCGAAAAGGCCUGGUUUCACGGACGAGAGGUACAACGAAACCUCGUAUUAUAUUGAAAAUGGUCUCCGCAAAGUGUAUCCUUACUAUUUCACAUUCACCACCUUCACGAAAGGCCGAUGGGUUGGCGAAAAAAUCCUCGACGUCUUUGCCCGAGAAUUCAGGGCUCAUCCCGCCGAAGAAUACGAACGGUGUAUACGGAGUGGUUCCCUCACCGUUAAUUAUGAAAGGGUGGACGUUGACUACAAACUCAAACAUAACGAUCUUCUCGCCAAUGUCGUUCACAGGCACGAGGUACCGGUGACGGCUGACCCUAUAUCGAUAGUGCAUAUGGACGAAGAUGUGGUGGUGGUCAACAAACCUGCCUCCAUUCCUGUUCACCCAUGUGGACGAUACAGGCACAAUACUGUUGUGUUCAUCCUAGCGAAGGAAUAUAAUUUGAAAAACCUCCGGACGAUCCAUCGGUUAGACCGUUUAACCAGUGGUCUCCUCAUGUUCGGCCGAACGCCGAAGAAAGCCAGGACUAUGGAGCAGCAAAUUAGAAACAGACAAGUUCAAAAGGAGUACGUUUGCAGAGUAGAGGGGCAGUUCCCAUGUGAAACGAUAGAAUGCGAUCAACCAAUUGAAGUUGUCAGUUACAAAAUAGGUGUGUGCAAAGUAUCAGAAAAAGGGAAAACCUGUUCGACUACAUUCAAACUGUUAGGGUACCAUGCACCCACAAACACAAGUGUUGUAUUGUGUCUCCCUCACUCUGGUCGGAUGCAUCAAAUUAGGGUCCAUCUUCAAUUUUUAGGGUAUCCAGUCGUGAAUGAUCCACUCUAUAAUCAUGAAGUUUUUGGACCAUUAAAAGGCCGUGGAGGCCUGAUUGGGAAAACUGACUCGGAACUUGUAAGAGAUCUCAUUCGGAUUCACAAUGCUGAGAAUUGGCUGGGAGUCGAUGCCGAUCUGUCCAUGUUAGAUGAAGACUUAGGAUCUCCGAACAAUAAAUGUUUGAGCCGAGAGCCUUCUCCAUGUGAAGUCACUCCAUCUUCACCUCCCUGCCUUUCUACUAGUUCAAUUCCUCUCUAUGCUAAUAAUAAUAAUGGUAUCUGUAGCAUAUCAAGAAAAAAAGUAACUGUUGCCACGCAGACAGGCCAUGAAGCACCGGAUUUAAGUUUUGAUGCAGAAAAAUUGACAACGGAUCCUCAUUGUUAUGAAUGCAAAGUUAGGUAUAGAGAUCCAAAGCCUCAAGACCUAGUAAUGUUUCUCCAUGCAUGGAAAUAUCGGGGUCCUGGCUGGGCAUAUCAAACUGAACUUCCUGACUGGGCUAGAAUUGACUGGACAGAAUCUGUCGAUUGAUAAUCAAAUUUCUCACGAAAGUUGUCUUCAACAAAUCAACAAUUCAUUGUGUUAUAAUGACAAGGAAUGUAUGCUGUCAAACAUUUCCAAGUUUUUCUAAGUUAAAUUUGCUUACAGGCUGGAUAUCAUUUUGUUGAUUGCAAAGUGAGCACCCUUUUUCUGUCCUCUCACCUCUUAGAUUUUUUCAGAGGUUUAUUUGUAUGUUGUAAAUCUUACAACACAAUGUUUUUAUUUAUGUCUGCCAGAUGAUUGUAAGUAAAAUGGGUACCAUCCAUCACAUGAAGAAGGCAAAAAUUAACAUGAUAUUGAAAUUUGCUUAAUAUUCCUCCAGGGUCGUUCCACGCCAAAGCAGGCCAAAAUAGAGGUUUUUUUACCUAAUUUAACUUGGCAUAACCCUCCACCAAGUAAAAUGAGCUAUUAGAAUUCAUGCAGAUUUUGGAAUUCUGCUUGGUUUAUUUUUUCUAAAUUUAACAACUUCAAAGUGUAAUCGCGUUUACAAAGAAAUUAUUUUCCAUUUUGUGUUGGUUAUCUCACACAUUCCGCUCAGUGGCAUGCGUGGUUGAUCUCUCUCUAUAAAAUGAAUUACAUAUUUUUACCUUUUUUUGGCAUCAAACUUUAACCCAAAAUUAUAUCAAAUUUGAUGAGUCAUCAAAGAAAUCAAUGAAUAAUUAUAUCUUGCCAAAACGGUCUAAAAGAAUUUAAAUUUAUGAAUUAUCGUAAUGUCCCAUACUUUCUUCCAGGUACAAAUCCAGCUUACUAAAUUGAUCACUUGUUUUAGAUUCUUGAGUCUUAUUUCCGCAGCAUGCUCUCCCCUGAAGCCAUUCUUGAAACCAGUGCUAGGUUUUUAAUGUCUUGUUGGACUAAGAACAAAUAACAGAUCACUCGUUUGGUUUGAACAUGUCUUAAUUUGCAAUCAACAAAACUGAUGGAUAUCAGAUCAAAGGUUUAUAUUUGAAUUCGUUUAGGUUAAGUGACAUGAUCAGAAGAAGACGCAAAAAUUGAAUCCGGUAGUUAAACUUUUUAAAACACAUUUUAAAAGUUUUUUUUAAAAAAAAAGUAUCGCAGGUUAUGUAUCAUUAUAACUGGUAUGAUCGUCAGCAUGUUAUAAUGUGUAAGUUUUAACUCUUUCAAUUAAGUAAUAAUGAGCUUUAAAUUUUUGGAAUGUUCAGUCUCAUAUUUUUUUUUAAUCUUUUUAGGUCUCUUAUCUUUUACGAAAUUUUGCUUGUUAUGUUGUAAAACCAAUUUUGUUUAUAAUGAAAAUUUUAUUCGAUAUUUGUUCGCAAAAAUUCCUUUUUUAAAGUUUAGAAAUUUUUAAAGUGGGGUACUUUUUUAAAUUCAGUAGAAUUAUUUAAAUUAAUUCCUCUUUUUUCCACAAAUUAAUAGUUGUGCUUGUAGUUUGUCAUAUCGCUGAUACUUACUGAUAGGUUUCUUUCUUUAAGAGCUUUUUACCCGAUUCUUUUGUCUGUUUGUCCUUAGCAAACGAUUCAUACUUAUUAGCUCCAAAUAGGAUCCUCCAAAGUCUCAGGAUGUGGACUGCAGCUGGAAGCUGCUUAGGAUAACUUCAUAGGAUGUUCCAAGAGUUUUGUCGUCAAUCCUAACUUUAUUAAACAAAUACAGUUAGCAAAAUACGGAUUCGACCUUCUUAACAAAGAGAGAAUAAAAGACCUAAAAUUUCAAUAUCUAAUGAAUAUUUUAUAUUCAAUGACUUUUAAAAAUUUCGUAACAAAUACUAUUUAAGUUAUUUUUGCUAAGCAGCAGAUUAUCUCCUAUAUGAACAAUCCAUCACCAAGGCUUGCUAUUAUUCCUGUUUCGAGGAUUCCACUCUAACCAUACGAACCUCAAUUAUCUAUGCUUAAAAGUAGCUUUUGUUAACUGAGAAAGGAUCUCAAAAUUCCAAUUGUCCAAGAGCCCUCUCAAGAAGAUGCAGGCUACAGCAGGGAUUGAAAACGUGUAAGAAAUUCUGCGUUUAUCAUGGUAAAUUGUUCAAUGUAGCAACGGGACUCGUCAGAAUUUUUGAAAUACUACUCUCAAAAUCUUUAUGAUCAAGUUUUAGGAUACAUUUUUAAGCGAUUUGUAGUUUUCCUUUUCUUUGCCAAAAACAGGCAUUUCCUGCAAUCAAAAUUUAAUAUUAUUUUUCAUUACAUGGGGAAUUUGUUGAUCAAAAAGGUUAUUAAGCUCUGAGGUCUUGCAUAGGAAUGAGUGAUUCAACUCCCAAAAUAAUUUAGAAUAAUUAAAAGUUUUAUCGAAUUAUUUGCAACCAUACCUAUUAUUUAUUUUUAUAGUAUUAAUCACCAAGUGAUGAAAAUAAUCAUUGUAAGUUGGUCUGCAUUUGCGACAGAGUGAAUUCGAUUCACUGUGCUCGAAGUUCUCGUAGAUCUAAGCGAAAUUUUACUUUUGAUUGUCUGACAAUUGUGCCUAAAUGGGUUCCGUUCAAUCAGAAUCAAUAAUGGGACUUUGGACCCCAAAAUGAAUGCAAGAUUUUCAUUUUUCCUGCUUGCAGGUUUCAUCAAAAAAUCAUCCUUUUCAAUUUCUUUCUUUUUAUCAUUGAUAAUCAAUAGUUUCUAAGCUUCUUUUCCUCCGUUUAGUUUAGUUAUCCCAUUCUUUGUUUUACUUUAUUUGUUAUUUGAUUUUACUGUAUGAUGAAAUAUUGUGAUAAAUUUUUGUUAAGUGCAGCCUCUUAUGGUCACUGAUGAUAAAUUGAAUGUCAAAUGUUCGUGAACUCUAGUAAUUUUCCAUCCUCUUACGUCCAUGCUCUUAACUGACAUUGCAUGUUUACUUAAGUUAAGUUUUGUCAAAAUUUUCUCUUCAAUAAUCAUUAUUACUGCAUAGAACUUUCCUCUUGGAUGAAUCUUAAGAUUAUUUGAACAAACCUUUCAAGGAAUGUGACUUAUCUAACUGCAAAAGUGAUAGCACAAAAAUGCUCCCACCAAAUUAAUCUCAGUGUAGUAAUUUAUGAGACUAUCAUGGAUUUGUGCAUCAGGAGUUUGGACGUCCCUUUCUUUAGAGGCAUUACUUAGAGUGAUACUUUCACUAAAUGUAAAAGUAAUUCUUUUUUUAAAAUUUUUCUUGAACUUUUUGUUUUAAAUACGCAAGAUACACCUCUCUUUAUAUAUUUUUUUUUUUUUUUAAAUGUUAAUCUCAAUUGUCAUUUUUUAUUCCCACCAUCAGUUUUUCAAUUUCUCAAGAGGUUUAUCUCAUGAAUCAAUCGUUUGAUGAGCUUACCAAAAAAUUUAUGUUGCACUCUCUUGAAUAUCAUUUGAAUUAAUCAUUUGUCAAAACCCAGGUACCUAUCUGAGAGAAGUCUCUGAAGAAUUGCUGCUAGAAAUUAAUUACUUCUAGAAACAGAUCAAUGCUUCAUACAAAAUUACUUUGUCCCAUUAAUUAUAGUUUACGUAAUGAAAAUUUAAUAUUUUCUAUUACUUCAGAGAUAGUUAUUUUUUCAUCUUUAUUAAAUCCAUUGUAUUGGUGCCCUGCCGUAAGUUUUAAACCCAACAAUAGAUGAGAUAGCUACCAUAUUUUUGGGCACCUACUUCUCAAAAGACCUUUUCCAAUCUUAUGAUUUAAGAGGAAGAAAGUAUUAGAGAUGUUAUUCCUACAGAAUAACAUUUAUGACGUGAUAGUUAAUAGCUACCAAUGCAAAAAAGUAGAGUGUCCUUUAAAGUUUUUGUCUGAGUAAUUUUUUUUUAUAUUUUAUUCUAUUUUUUUGUUAUAAACUAUAAUGAAAGUAGAACCUUUGUAAAAACCACAUUUUGUAAUAUUUUUGCUCUUGAACCUGAACUAAAAUAGCUGGUACGUCAUGAUUCUGAUGUACUGUUACUGUGUAAAAAUGAUUGUAAAGUGUGUAUAGGCACCUAGCAUCCUGAACCAGCAAAGCUUUGCAGGUUCCUAAUUAAAGAAGAAUAAAAGUUAUUUUUUGUCUAAAACUUGAA